AAUCGAUCAUUAUAGAUUUAUAAGAUAAAAGUUAUCUCUCUCGUAUUUAAGCUCCUGCUAAUCCAGGUUGUACAUUACUUCGUUCUGGUAGUCAGACUAAACCACCUCCACGAUGAAUCACAUUUGGGUGAUUUGUGCAGUUUUGUAUUUUAGUUCCAUGUCAUAUGGACUGAAAUGUCCGACCUGUAAGGGUGCAAACUGUGAUAAAAAAUCAGAGAUUCUUCUGCAAGAAUGUAGUUUUCGUCAUCCUUUUCCUCUAUACCGAAGUCAAGCAACUUUUCUAACUGCCGAAUCUAAUUAUGGAUGUUUGCAGUUUAAAUAUGUUAAAGCAGACAAUAAUGUUGAAGAAAUAAAGCAAUGCAUUGUUGUGGAUUCGCAAAGAGAUGUUUGUAAAGAUUUGAAGUCAACUUUUGAUGUGAAAAGUUGUAGUGUUAGAGUACCAUUACAAGAAGGUUUUGAACGUGAAGGUGAAGAUAACGGUGAAUCAGUGAGCUCCACAUCUAAUCCUGAAAGUACCCCAUCUAGUACAGAAAGCACACCAUCUAGUACAGAAAGUACCCCAUCUAGUACAGAAAGUACCCCAUCUAGUACAGAAAGCACACCAUCUACUACAGAAAGUACACCAUCUAGUACAGAAAGUACUCCAUCUAGUACAGAAAGUACCCCAUCUAGCACAGAAAGCACACCAUCAAGUACAGAAAGUACCCCGUCUAGUACAGAAAGCACACCAUCUAGUACACAAAGCACAUCAUCAAGUACAGAAAGUACCCCAUCUAGUACAGAAAGCACACCAUCUAGUACAGAAAGCACACCAUCUAGUACAGAAAGUACCCCAUCUAGUACAAAAAGUACCCCGUCUAGUACAGAAAGCACACCAUCUAGUACACAAAGCACACCAUCAAGUACAGAAAGUACCCCGUCUAGUUCAGAAAGCACACCAUCUAGUACACAAAGCACACCAUCAAGUACAGAAAGUACCCCAUCUAGUACAGAAAGUACUUCAUCUGGUACUGACAGCACUACGACUAGCGCCGACAGCACAACAGCUAGUUCAAGCAGCACCUCAUCUAGUACCGACAGCACGGGAUCUAGUACAGACAGAACCACAUCUAGUACAGACAGUACUUCGUCUAGUACAGGCAGCACCGGUUCUAGUACAAACGGUACUCCGUCUAGUACUGAUAAUCCCCCUUCAACAACGCCAUCUUCUGCUACAUCUAUUCAAACAUCAUUUGGCGUUUUACUAGCAGCUGCUUUCUACAUCAGGUGGAUGUAAUUAAUUUUUUCGCAAAUAUUUAUACGUAAUAACUUAUUUAUUGUAAUCAGAUUUUGUAUAAACGGAUAAUAUUUUCAUGGUUAUGUUAAUUUAUAACAGAACUGCAGUUGUUACUAACAGACGAAAUAAACCUACAUUUGUUUUAAAUCUUA
Messenger RNA from Tribolium castaneum (red flour beetle), 1428 nucleotides. RefSeq lists its product as uncharacterized. Bases 113 to 1276 code for a protein of 387 amino acids. The record is from RefSeq and is a predicted model, not a curated record. NCBI's taxonomy places the organism in Eukaryota, Metazoa, Arthropoda, Insecta, Coleoptera, Tenebrionidae. The transcript is spliced from 3 exons.